AGUGGCCGCCUGUGUGAGAUUUUCCUGGAGUUAGAGGAGGAGGGGGGCGCGCUCCCGUGGUAGGCGGAAGCGGGGUAUCCCGAGUGGAGAGAGAUUGGUGUGACUGAUGGGCACUGGAUGGUGGAAGGCUGGAGAGUGAAUUCCAGCAUCAGUACUGAAGGGGAAGCAGUAUUAUUCAGAAGGAGUUGGAGUCUGGAGAAGCAGAAGAACGGAGAAAGAACUUUGGAGGCACGAAUCGGAGAAUAGGACAGUUUGGGUCUCGAAGAACGGGCUGAGUCUGGAGUUGAACGGUGUUCUGGAGAAAGAGAACGUUUCAAGGCUAAGAUGUGAAGCAUUUAGAGGGACCCGGGAACUAAAGGCAUUGAGCAUUGGAUUCUGAGACGCGGUCGUGAGAUGGGAAUGCCGGAGAGAGUUACUGACGGGGUCUUGGAGCCGGGCUGGGAGUUUGGAAAGUAAAGCCCAGAGUCACUUGAAAGUGCAGCCGAAUUAGGGGAGGUUCGGGACAAGGUCUCAGAAUUGGGAUACCCAGUUUCGCCAGCGGAACUAUGUACCCGAGAGUUAUUUAUCGUCUUUGGGCGAUGUGAUGGGGUUUGAGUCUCUGCACACCGAGGACAGUUUGGGGAAGAGUCCAGAACUUUCUGGGGUGAUAGGGACCCAGAGAAAGCAGGUUUUCCGACUGAAGUCUGGUGGGGGAGGGGCGCUGGGGCGUGGAGCUCAGAUUCGCCGCCCCGAAGGCAGUAGAGGGCGGGGCUCGGCGGCCACUGGGCUGCUGGAGGUCCGGGUUCCCUUCCCCCAUCGCUGGAGCUCCAGUACGCAUGCUCAGGGAGGGCGGGUCUGUCCAGCCUCUUGGGUGUGCUGGGCCUUCUGGGGAUUGUAGUUUGAACGCGACAACAGAAGCUCUACCUGGCGGCUCUGGGUCCACAGUUCCCAGAAGGCCCCGAGGAUACAUUGAAGUGUUCUUGGUUCUGGUCUAGCGAACCAGGGAAGGGCGGUGCCUAAAAGAGAAGAUUUGGUUGGACUGGUCGCUAGAGGGUGCAGUUUGAGGACAUGGGAGGCUUAAAGAGGAAACAUUCUGAUUUGGAAGAGGAGGAGGAGGAUGAGAAGUGGGACUGGAGUCCAACUGCUCUUCGGAGCUACCAGCAAGCCCUGCUCCGAAUCUCUCUGGACAAAGUCCAGCGCAGCCUGGGCCCCAGAGCACCCAGCCUCCGCAGGCACGUCCUUAUCCACAACACGCUCCAGCAGCUCCAGGCUGCCAUUCGCCUAGCUCCAGCACCAGCCCUGCCCCCAGAGCCGCUCUUCCUGGGUGAAGAAGAUUUCUCCCUGUCCACCACCAUUGGCUCUAUCCUCAGGGAGCUGGAUACAUCCACGGACGAGCUGGAACCACCUCUGAAUCCAGCAGCCUCCCCAGGUCCCCACGAUGAGAUCAUGUCCCAGGCUGAUCCUGUGUUCUUAGAAGCUCUGAGCUCCCGGUACCUGGGAGACUCUGGCCUGGAUGACUUCUUUUUGGACAUUGAUACGUCUGCGGUGGAAAGGGACACUGCACUUCCACCUCCAGAGCCACCUCACAGCCUCUUCUGUAGCCCAGGGUCCUGGGAGUGGAAUGAAUUGGACCACAUCAUGGAAAUCAUACUGGGAUCCUAAAACUGAUGGGGUCCUUCCAGACAGCAGCCUCAGUGGGCUGGGUCCUUAGAUGGGACUCUUGUAUGGGUGUUUGGCAGAGGCUCUCAACAGUAACUGUGUGGCCUCCUUUCCUUCUAUGUCAGGAUUCCACAAACUGUCCUGCAUGUGUGCGUGUCUGGUUACCACAGCCUUCCGUGAAGGUGCCUCUUCCUGGAUUAAUUUAUCUCUUCCAAAUGCCUUAAGGAGACUCUGUCUCAGGGAGUCUUGAUUCCUCACUUACACAUUUCUUCUGCCUCCAGUUCCCACUGCCCUUAUGACCACUAGGGUCUCAGGGAAGAUAAAAAAGGGUGAUGGGUGGGCUGCCUCUCCAGGGAGGGGGAGGAGCCGGGCUCCUCCUGACAGGCUCCGCCUCUUGGCAGGACCCUAGUCCCAGCAGCCUCCUGAUUCAUAACCAGGCCGGACCUUGUGCAAUAGGGCAGAAAUCUACCAGCUCCAAGCCGUGCUACUUAAGAAGAAAGAGAAGGUGGGGUUUGUAGUGGCGUUUGUUUUUUGUUUUUUGAGUGAGGUUUUUUUGUUGUUGUUCUUGUUUUGUUUUUUGUUUUUGUUUUUUGUUUGGUUCGGUUUUUUGUUUUUUGUUUUUUUUUUUCUAAUAAAAGCAUUUUGGAAUGAU
Messenger RNA from Rattus norvegicus (Norway rat), 2290 nucleotides. It is a transcript of the gene Sertad3, whose product is annotated as SERTA domain containing 3. Gene Ontology annotation, cellular component: nucleus. Lineage: Eukaryota; Metazoa; Chordata; Mammalia; Rodentia; Muridae. Gene Ontology annotation, biological process: regulation of DNA-templated transcription. The record is from RefSeq and is a predicted model, not a curated record.